Messenger RNA from Eptesicus fuscus (big brown bat), 13458 nucleotides. RefSeq names its product dynein axonemal heavy chain 9 (gene DNAH9). Gene Ontology annotation, molecular function: ATP hydrolysis activity; minus-end-directed microtubule motor activity; dynein intermediate chain binding. The record is from RefSeq and is a predicted model, not a curated record. Gene Ontology annotation, biological process: microtubule-based movement. The transcript has 69 exons. NCBI's taxonomy places the organism in Eukaryota, Metazoa, Chordata, Mammalia, Chiroptera, Vespertilionidae. Bases 1 to 13458 code for a protein of 4485 amino acids. Gene Ontology annotation, cellular component: dynein complex.
AUGCCGAGCGCGGCGGAACCGGCUGCGCUGUCCGAGAACGCGGACCAGGAACCCGGCGUGGACCCGCGACUGCGACUCCUGGGGGCCUGCGUGGCCCGGAGCCUGCGGCCGGCUGCCGGGGCCUGGGAGCGCUGCGCGGGCACGGCCGAGGCGGAGCAGCUGCUCCAAGCCUUCCUGGGCCGCGAUGCUGCCGAGGGGCCGCGGCCGCUGCUGGUGGUGCGGCCCGGGCCCGGGGGCCUGGCGCUGUGGCCGGGGCUGGACGCGGGACCGGAGUCCGGCCCGCCUCGCGCCAAGGGGCUUUUUUUCCUGCGCACCAGGCCCGAGCCGCCGGGGCCCUGCAGCCUCCGCGGCGCAGUGCUUUGCGGGGACGUGCCCGCCGCGCCUCUGGAACACCUGGCCGCGCUGUUCUCUGAGGUCGUUAUCCCCAUCUUGGCCAAUGGGAAGAACCACCUGGACUGGCCCCCUGUGGUACGUCAAGACGUCCAGCGGCACGCCCACAGCCUCCAGUGUGACCUCAUGGUUCUCCUUGAGCAAGUGAGGGGGAAAACUUUGCUGCCUCUUCCCGUAGGCUCAGAAAACAUGGAGUUUGUGGAUUCUGAGAGUGAGACCGUCUUGGAUUCCAUGGAUAAGUCCGUCAUCUAUGCCAUUGAGUCUGCAGUGAUCCAGUGGAGUCGCCAGGUGCAGGUGGUCCUCAACAAGGAGUCUUCCCAGCCACUCUUCCAAGGAGAAAACCCCACCCCCUGGGUGGAGUUGGAGUUCUGGAAGAGCAGGUCUGAGGACCUGGAAUACAUUUACGACCAACUAAGAACGAUAAAGGUGAGGAGCAUGGUGGGGCUCCUGGACAAGCUUCAGAGCAGCUACUUCCCAGCCUUCCAAGCCAUGUGCAGAGAUGUCACAGCAGCUCUGAUGGAGGCGAAGGACAUCCACACGCACCUGAAGCCGCUCCGCCGCCACCUGGAAGCCCUCGAGGCCGUGGAGUUCCCGGAGCUGAAGCCACGGCUGCGGCCUCUGCUCCACGUGGUCUGUCUGAUUUGGGCCACGUGCAAGUCCUACUGCUCCCCGGGGCGGCUCACUGUGCUGCUGCAGGAGAUCUGCAACCUUCUCAUCCAGCAGGCCUCUGAUUAUCUCAGCCCAGAAGACCUCCUGAAAAGCGAAGUGGAAGAAAGUCAGAGAAAACUGCACGUGGUCAUGGACACCUUGAACUUCUUCAAGCAGGUGUUUCGGGACAGAAGGGAGGAUCUCCACACUUACUUCAAGGAGAGCCAGGAAGUCAGGGCGUGGGAUUUCCAGUCUUCUUUGGUGUUUGUGCGAUUGGAUGGCUUCCUGAGACGCCUGCUCGUGGUGCAGGACCUUCUGAAGACGACCUUGGACUUUCACAGCCUGCAGAAGCUCGAGUUCAGUGGCAUCAGAGGCAACGCCCUCAGUCAGCAGGUCCAGCAAAUGGACCACGAAUUUCAGGAGAUGUGCAGGGUCUUCUCAGAGUCCUGCCACGACUGCCUGGACCCCCAAGGCAUGGAAUUUGAAAAUGAUGUCUCUAAAUUUAACCAGAGAGUAGAAGAUCUUGACCGAAGACUGGGGACUAUCUUUAUUCAAGCCUUCGAUGAUGCACCUGAUUUGGAGCACGCCUUUAAGCUGCUAGACAUCGCAGGCAACCUCCUCGAAAGACCACUGGUAGCACGCGAUGCAUCUGAUAAGUACCUGGUGCUCAUCCAGAUGUUUAACAAAGAAUUGGAUACAGUGAGAGCAAUCUACAGUCAGCGUGUCCAGGAGGAGGCAGAACUUGGCUUCUCCUCGGUGCACAAGAACAUGCCCUCGGUGGCCGGGGGUCUUCGCUGGGCCCAGGAGCUGAGGCAGCGCAUCCAGGGUCCCUUCGCCAACUUCAGGCGCAUCACACAUCCUUGCAUGGACUCUGCCGAAGGAAAGCGAAUGAUACAAAAAUAUGAAGAUGUGCUGUCGUUGCUGGAAAAGUACGAGGUAAGUCUGUAUGAGGACUGGUGCCAGACGGUGUCCAAGCAGUCACAGUACAACCUCUCCCGGCCACUUCUGACACGAGACCCAGCGACUAAGCAGAUUACCGUCAACUUUAACCCACAGCUGGUUUCUGUGCUGAAGGAGAUGAGCUACCUUCAGCCCCGGCAGCUGAAGCACAUCCCGGAGACCGCAGCAGCCAUGUUCUCCUCCAGGGAGUUCUAUCGGCAGCUUGUGGCUAAUCUGGAGCUGAUGGCAAAUUGGUACAACAAGGUUAUGAAAACACUGCUGGAGGUGGAAUUUCCAUUAGUGGCGGGAGAGCUGCGGAAUAUCGAUCUCCACCUGCGAGCUGCGGAGGAGGCUCUGAACUGGAAGAGCGAAGGCAUUUGGGAUUAUGUCAUUCAAAUCACCAGUAGCAUUCGUGACCUUGAAAAAAGGAUUCAGAAAACCAAAGACAACGUGGAAGAGAUUCAGAGCAUCAUGAAAACAUGGGUGUCUCCAAUAUUUAAGAGAAAAGAUGGAAAAAGGGAGUGCCUGCUUUCUGUGGAGGAUCAGCACGAUCGGAUGGAAAAAUAUUACAGUUGCAUCAGAGAAUCUGGCCUGAAGAUUCACGCUCUUGUUCAGGAAAACUUGGAUCUUUUCUCAGCAGACCCAACCUCCGAUAUCUGGAAGACUUAUGUUGACUACAUUGAUAAUAUGUUGCUGGAUGGAUUCUUUCUUGCCAUUGAGUGCUCCCUCAAGUACCUCCUGGAAAACACUGAAUGUAAGGCGGGACUCAACCCGAUAUUUGAAGCACAGCUGUGCUUGGCUGUCCCAGAACUGGUUUUCUCCCCAUCCCUGGAGUCUGGAGUGAAGGGUGGCUUCUAUGACAUUGUUGAGGGGCUUGUCACCAGCAUUUUUCGAAUAUCAUCCUUGGUGCCACGGCUUUCCCCACAGAACAGCUCUCCCCACUAUCAGGCUGACAUGGAGGGCCUGGCCGACUUGGCGAGGAUGCGGAGCGUGCUCAUGGAGAGAGCGCAGAGCAUGAUGGCCCUGUGCUGCAGCUACCGAGACACCUUCAGCCAGUAUUCCUACCUGUACGUGGAGGACCGGAGGGAGAUCCUGGGUCAGUUUCUGCUGUAUGGGCACGUCCCCACACCCGAGGAGAUCGAGGCCCACGCAGAAGACGGCAUCCCGGAGAACCCGCCCCUCCUGCAUCAGUUCCAAGCCCAGAUCGACUCCUACGAGCAGCUCUAUGGAGAGGUGUGCAGGCUGGAGCCCAUCAAGGUGUUUGACAGCUGGAUGAAGAUCGACGUGCGGCCCUUCAAAGCGUCUCUGCUGAAUAUAAUCAAGAGGUGGAGCCUCAUGUUCAAACAGCAUCUUGUUGACUAUGUCACUAACAGUUUGGCAGACCUUGACGUGUUUAUAAAAAAUAGCGAGGGCAGCUUGCUCAAGAAAGUCGAAAAAGGAGAUUCCAAUGGACUGGUCGAGAUUAUGGGGCACCUUAUGGCUCUUAAAGAACGGCAGAGCAGCACUGACGAGAUGUUUGAGCCCUUAAAGCAAACCAUUGAAUUGCUGAAGACCUAUGAACAAGAGUUGCCGGAAACGGUGUUUAAGCAGCUGGAGGAGCUGCCUGAGAAAUGGAACAACAUAAAAAAGCUGGCCGUCACUGUGCGGCAGCACGUGGCCCCCCUACAGGCCAGCGAGGUGGCCCUUCUCCGGCAGAGGUGCACCGCCUUCGAGGCUGAGCAGCAGCAGUUCUGGGAGCGAUUCCACAGAGAGGCGCCCUUCAGGUUUGAUAGCACCGACCCUCAUCAAAGCCUGGAUGCCAGGCACAUGGAGCUCCAGCAGAUGGAAUCCGCCAUGGCCUCCAUUUCCGAUUCUGCCAGCUUGUUUGAAGUCAAUGUUCCUGACUACAAGCAGCUGAGGCAGUGCCGGAGGGAGGUCUGCCAGCUGAAGGAGCUCUGGGACACUGUUGGCAUGGUGACCUCCAACAUCCAUGCCUGGGAGGCCACCCCAUGGAAGAGUAUCAAUGUGGAGGCUAUGGACUUGGAGUGCAAAAGGUUUGCCAGGUACCUGCGGAACCUCGACAAGGAGGUCAGGACCUGGGAUGCAUUCACAGGCCUGGAAAGCAUGGUGUUGAACACGCUGACCUCCCUGAGGGCAGUGGCUGAGCUGCAGAACCCGGCCAUCCGGGAGCGGCACUGGAGGCAGCUGAUGCAGGCCACGGGCGUGAGCUUCACCAUGGGCGAGGGCACCACCCUGGCACAGCUUCUGCAGCUCCAGUUGCACCGCUUUGAGGACGAGGUCCAGGGCAUCGUGGACAGAGCUGUGAAGGAGAUGGGUAUGGAGAAGACCUUAAAGGAGCUGCAGGCCACGUGGGCCGGCAUGGAAUUCCAGUAUGAGCCCCACCUGCGGACCAGCGUCCCUCUGCUGCGUUCAGAUGAGGACCUCAUCGAGGUUUUGGAGGAUAACCAAGUCCAACUUCAGAACCUGAUGAUGUCCAAGUACAUCGCCUUUUUCCUGGAGGAAGUGUCAGGCUGGCAGAAGAAGCUGUCCACGGCGGACGCUGUCAUCUCUACAUGGUUUGAUGUGCAGCGGACAUGGUCCCACCUGGAAAGUAUAUUCAUUGGCUCCGAAGACAUCCGGGCUCAGCUGCCCCAGGAUUCUGAAAGAUUUGAGGGCAUUGACAUUGACUUUAAAGAGCUGGCUUAUGAUGCUCAGAAAACUCCAAAUGUAGUGGAAGCCACCAACAAGCCAGGUCUUUAUGAAAGGCUGGAGGACAUUCAGAGCAGAUUGCACCUGUGUGAGAAGGCCCUGGCGGAGUACCUGGACACCAAAAGGCUGGCCUUCCCCAGGUUUUACUUUAUCUCCUCUUCUGAUCUGCUAGAUAUCCUUUCCAACGGCACAGCCCCGCAGCAGGUUCAACGCCACCUUUCCAAACUCUUUGACAAUAUGGCCAGGAUGCAGUUCCAGCUGGACGCCAGUGAGAAGCCAACCAAGAUAAGUCUCGGCAUGUACAGCAAGGAGGAGGAGUACGUGGCCUUCAGUGAGCCCUGCAGCUGCAGUGGGCAGGUGGAAACAUGGUUGAACCACGUGCUUGCUCACAUGAAGGCCACCGUGAGGCAUGAGAUGACUGACGGUGUGACUGCCUAUGAGGAAAAGCCCAGGGAGCAGUGGCUCUUUGACUAUCCAGCUCAGGUAGCCCUGACCUGCACCCAGAUCUGGUGGACCACAGAGGUGGGCAUGGCAUUUGCCAGGCUGGAGGAAGGCUAUGAGAGUUCCAUGAAAGACUAUUACAAGAAGCAAGUGGCCCAGCUCAAAGCCCUCAUCACCAUGCUGAUUGGCCCGCUCUCCAAGGGGGACCGGCAGAAGGUCAUGACCAUAUGCACCAUCGAUGUGCAUGCCCGGGACGUGGUGGCCAAGAUGAUUGCUCAGAAGGUGGACAGUGCCCAGGCCUUUCUCUGGCUGUCCCAGCUGCGGCAUCGUUGGGAUGACGAGGCCAAACACUGCUUUGCCAACAUCUGUGAUGCCCAGUUUCUAUAUUCCUAUGAGUACCUGGGAAAUACACCUCGCCUUGUGAUCACACCUUUGACAGACAGGUGCUACAUCACCCUCACCCAGUCUCUGCACCUGACCAUGAGUGGAGCUCCAGCAGGACCUGCAGGCACAGGCAAGACGGAGACCACCAAGGACCUGGGCCGCGCGCUGGGCAUCAUGGUCUACGUGUUCAACUGCUCAGAGCAGAUGGACUACAAGUCUUGUGGCAACAUCUACAAGGGCCUUGCUCAGACUGGUGCCUGGGGCUGUUUUGAUGAAUUUAAUCGAAUCUCCGUGGAGGUCCUGUCGGUGGUGGCAGUACAGGUGAAAAGCAUUCAAGAUGCAAUUCGAGAUAAGAAGGAGAAGUUCAACUUCCUUGGAGAGGAGAUUAGCCUGAAUCCCUCCGUGGGCAUCUUCAUCACCAUGAACCCCGGCUACGCGGGCCGCACGGAGCUGCCCGAGAACCUGAAGGCUCUCUUCAGGCCCUGCGCCAUGGUGGUUCCAGACUUUGAGCUGAUCUGUGAAAUCAUGCUGGUGGCAGAAGGAUUCAUUGAAGCCCGGUCAUUAGCCAGAAAGUUCAUCACCCUUUACCAGUUGUGCAAAGAGCUUCUCUCCAAACAGGAUCACUAUGACUGGGGCCUGCGGGCCAUCAAGUCUGUGCUGGUGGUGGCAGGAUCUCUAAAGCGAGGAGACCCUGACAGGCCUGAAGACCAAGUCCUGAUGCGCUCCCUGCGAGAUUUCAACAUCCCCAAGAUAGUGACUGAUGACAUGCCAGUGUUCAUGGGCCUGAUCGGGGACCUCUUUCCCACCCUGGAUGUCCCUCGGAGGAGAGACCUCAACUUUGAAGCUUUGGUUAGGAAGGCGGUCGUGGACCUGAAGCUCCAGGCUGAGGACAACUUUGUGCUCAAGGUGGUCCAGCUGGAGGAGCUUCUGGCCGUGCGGCACUCUGUGUUCGUGGUGGGCAGUGCUGGUGCCGGCAAGUCUCAGGUGCUGAGGUCCCUGCACAAGACCUAUCAGAUCAUGAAACGCCGCCCCAUCUGGACUGACCUCAAUCCCAAAGCAGUCACAAAUGAUGAGCUCUUCGGCAUCAUCAACCCGGCCACACGAGAAUGGAAGGAUGGAUUGUUCUCUUCCAUCAUGCGGGAGCUUGCCAACAUCGCCCAUGAUGGGCCCAAGUGGAUUUUGCUGGAUGGCGACAUAGAUCCAAUGUGGAUCGAGUCGCUAAACACUGUCAUGGAUGACAACAAGGUACUGACCCUGGCAAGCAACGAGAGGAUCCCUCUGAACCCCACAAUGAGGCUCCUCUUUGAGAUCAGCCACCUGCGCACGGCCACGCCAGCAACCGUCUCCAGAGCAGGGAUCCUGUACAUCAACCCGGCAGACCUGGGAUGGAGCCCUCCAGUCAGCAGCUGGAUCGACAAGAGGGAGAUCCAGACAGAGAGAGCCAACCUGACCAUCCUGUUUGACAAGUACCUUCCGACCUGCUUAGACACACUCAGAACCAGGUUUAAGAGGAUAAUUCCGAUCCCAGAGCAGAGCAUGGUGCAGACACUCUGCCACCUUCUCGAGUGUCUCCUGACCGAGGAGAACAUCCCCGCGGACUGCCCCAAGGAAACCUAUGAGCUCUAUUUUGUGUUUGCUGCCAUCUGGGCUUUUGGUGGAGCAAUGGUCCAAGAUCAGCUUGUGGACUCCCAGGCAGCGUUCAGCAAGUGGUGGCUGGCCGAGUUCAAGACCGUCAAGUUUCCUCCCCAGGGAACCGUCUUUGACUAUUACAUAGACCCCGAGACCAAGAAAUUUGAGCCAUGGUCCACACUCAUCCCCCGGUUUGAAUUGGACCCUGAGAUGCCUUUGCAGGCUUGUCUGGUGCACACGAGCGAGACCAUCCGCCUGUGCUACUUCAUGGAGCGGCUCCUGCAGCGGCGGCGACCGCUCAUGUUGGUGGGGACCGCGGGCACAGGCAAGUCGGUGCUGGUGGGCGCUAAGCUAGCCAGCCUGGACGCAGAGGAAUACCUGGUGAAAAACGUGCCCUUCAACUACUACACCACGUCGGCGAUGCUGCAGGCUGUCCUGGAGAAGCCUCUGGAGAAGAAGGCAGGGAGAAACUAUGGCCCCCCAGGGAACAAGAAGCUGAUCUACUUCAUCGACGACAUGAACAUGCCGGAGGUGGAUGCCUACGGGACGGUGCAGCCCCACACCCUCAUCAGGCAGCACCUGGACUACGGCCACUGGUAUGAUCGGAACAAGCUGUCUCUAAAGGAGAUCACGAAUGUGCAGUAUGUUUCCUGUAUGAAUCCUACUUCAGGCAGCUUCACCAUCAACCCACGGCUUCAGCGUCACUUCAGUAUCUUUGUCCUCUCCUUCCCGGGAGCAGACGCCCUGUCCUCCAUCUACAGCUCCAUCCUGACUCAGCACCUGAGUCUUGGAAACUUCCCAGCAUCACUGCAGAAAUCCACCCCUCAGCUGAUCAACCUGGCCCUUUCCUUCCAUCAGAAAAUCGCCACCACAUUCCUACCCACGGCAAUCAAAUUCCACUAUAUCUUCAAUCUCCGAGACUUCGCCAACAUUUUCCAGGGCAUUCUCUUCUCCUCGGUGGAGUGUGUGAAAUCCGCACGGGACCUGGUAAAGCUCUAUCUGCACGAAUCAAAUCGUGUUUACCGGGAUAAGAUGGUGGAGGAAAAGGACUUCGUUCUUUUUGAUAAAAUCCAGACAGAAGUGGUCAAGAAAAUUUUUGCUGAUAUGGAAGAGACUGAGGAGCAGACUGGAAGCCUGAACAUGUAUUGCCACUUUGCAAAUGGCAUUGGGGAGCCCAAGUACAUGCCCGUACGAUCAUGGGAACUUUUGACCCAGACUCUGGCGGAAGCCUUGGAGAAUCACAAUGAGGUCAACGCAGUGAUGGACCUGGUUCUGUUUGAGAAUGCCAUGCGCCAUGUCUGCCGCAUCAAUCGCAUCCUGGAGUCCCCACGAGGCAACGCGCUGCUCGUGGGAGUGGGUGGGAGCGGCAAGCAGAGCUUGGCCAGGCUGGCGGCCUUCAUUGGCUCCAUGGACGUGUUCCAGAUCACGCUACGCAAAGGCUACCAGAUCCUGGACUUCAAGAUGGAUCUGGCUGGCUUGUGCCUGAAAGCCGGGGUGAAAAAUCUCAGCACAGUGUUUCUCAUGACUGAUGCCCAGGUGGCCGAUGAGAAGUUCCUUGUGCUCAUCAAUGAUCUCUUGGCAUCUGGCGAGAUCCCAGAUCUCUACUCUGAUGAUGAAGUUGAAAACAUCAUAAGCAAUGUGAGGAAUGAAGUCAAGAGCCAAGGUCUCGUUGACAACAGAGAGAACUGCUGGAAAUUCUUUAUAGAUCGAGUCCGGCGACAGCUGAAGGUGACUCUCUGUUUCUCCCCUGUGGGGAACAAGCUGAGGGUCCGCAGCAGGAAGUUCCCAGCCAUUGUGAACUGCACGGCUAUCGACUGGUUCCACGAGUGGCCUCAGCAGGCGUUGGAGUCUGUCAGCCUCCGCUUCUUGCAGAACACGGAGAGCAUUGAGCCCACAGUCAAGCAGUCGAUUAGCAAGUUCAUGGCUUUUGUCCACACAAGUGUCAACCAGACAUCCCAGUCUUAUCUGAGCAAUGAGCAGCGCUACAACUACACAACCCCCAAGUCAUUUCUGGAGUUCAUCAGACUCUACCAGAGCUUGCUGCGCAGGAAUGGCAAAGAGCUCAAGUCCAAGACGGAGCGGCUUGAGAACGGGCUGCUGAAGCUCCACAGCACCUCUGCCCAGGUGGAUGAUCUGAAAGCCAAGCUGGCCACGCAGGAAGUGGAGCUGAAGCAGAAGAAUGAAGAUGCAGACAAGCUGAUUCAGGAGGUGGGCGUAGAGACCGACAAGGUGAGCCGAGAGAAAGCCAUGGCGGACGAGGAGGAGCAGAAGGUGGCCCUCAUUAUGCUGGAGGUGCAGCAGAAGCAGAAGGACUGUGAAGAAGACCUGGCCAAAGCAGAGCCUGCACUCACAGCAGCCCAGGAAGCUCUCAACACCCUCAACAAGACCAACCUGACCGAGCUGAAGUCCUUCGGCUCUCCCCCUCCGGCCGUCAGCAAUGUCAUGGCCGCCGUGAUGGCGCUCAUGGCCCCCGGGGGGAAGGUGCCCAAGGACCGCAGCUGGAAGGCCGCUAAGGUCGCCAUGGCCGGAGUGCAUGGCUUCCUGGACUCCCUCGUCCACUUUGACAAAGAGAACAUCCACGAGAACUGCCUCAGAGCCGUCAGGCCGCACCUGCAGGACCCCGAGUUCAACCCGGAGUUCGUGGCCACCAAGUCCUACGCGGCUGCGGGCCUCUGCUCCUGGGUCAUCAACAUCGUGAAGUUCUACGAGGUGUUCUGUGAUGUGGAGCCCAAGCGCCAGGCGUUGGGCAGAGCCACCUCGGACCUCACCGCCGCCCAGGAGAAGCUGGCAGCCAUCAAGGCCAAGAUCGCUCACCUGGAUGAAAACCUGGCCAAGCUCACAGCCAAGUUUGAGAGAGCCACAGCAGACAAACUCAAAUGUCAGCAAGAGGCCGAAGCCACCGCGGGCACCAUCUCCCUUGCAAAUCGCCUGGUGGGAGGACUCGCUUCUGAAAACGUGCGGUGGGCAGAAGCUGUGCAGAACUUCAAGCAGCAGGAAAGCACGUUGUGUGGAGACAUUUUACUUACCACGGCCUUCAUUUCCUACCUGGGUUUCUUUACAAAGAAAUACCGGCGGAGCCUCGUGGACGGGACCUGGAGACCCUACCUGAGCCAGCUGCAAGUCCGCAUCCCGGUCACCCCCAGCCUGGACCCCCUGAGGAUGCUGACGGAUGAUGCCGACGUGGCUGCCUGGCAGAACCAGGGCCUCCCUGCCGACCGCAUGUCCGUGGAGAAUGCCACCAUCCUCAUCACCUGUGAACGCUGGCCGCUCCUGGUUGACCCUCAGCUGCAAGGCAUCAAAUGGGUCAAGAACAAAUACGGAGAAGACCUCCGGGUCACCCAGAUCGGUCAGAAGGGCUACCUCCAAACCAUAGAGCAAGCUCUGGAAGCUGGAGACGUGGUGCUGAUUGAAAACCUGGAGGAGUCCAUUGAUCCUGUCCUGGGACCACUGCUCGGGAGAGAAGUCAUUAAAAAAGGACGGUUCAUUAAAAUCGGAGACAAAGAGUGUGAAUACAACCCCAAGUUCCGGCUCAUACUUCACACCAAGCUGGCCAAUCCUCACUACCAGCCGGAGCUGCAGGCUCAGGCCACCCUCAUCAACUUCACUGUGACCAGGGACGGCCUGGAGGACCAGCUGCUGGCCGCUGUGGUCAGCAUGGAGAGGCCAGACCUGGAGCAGCUGAAGUCAGAUCUCACGAAGCAGCAGAACGGGUUCAAAAUCACCCUGAAAACACUGGAAGACAGCCUGCUGUCCCGCCUCUCCUCGGCCUCUGGGGACUUCCUGGGAGAAACGGCCUUGGUGGAGAACCUGGAGGUCACCAAGCAGACCGCGGCGGAAGUCGAGGAAAAGGUCCAGGAGGCCAAGGUGACCGAAGUGAAAAUCAACGAGGCCCGGGAGCACUAUCGACCGGUGGCCGCCCGUGCCUCUCUGCUCUACUUCAUCAUGAACGACCUCAGCAGGAUCCACCCCAUGUACCAGUUUUCUCUCAAGGCCUUCAGCAGCGUCUUCCAGAGGGCGGUGGAGAAGGCCGCGCCCCACGAGAGUCUCCCGCAGCGCGUGGCCAACCUGCUGGACAGCAUCACCUUCUCCGUGUUCCAGUACACCACCCGCGGGCUCUUCGAGUGUGAUAAGCUGACUUACCUGGCCCAGCUCACCUUUCAGAUCCUCCUCCUGAACCAGGCGGUCGGGGCGGCAGAGCUGGACUUCCUGCUGCGAUCCCCCGUGCAGGCCGGCGUCACCAGCCCAGUGGAGUUCCUCUCCCAUCAGGCCUGGGGAGGCAUCAAGGCUCUUUCAGCCAUGGAGGAAUUCUGUAAUCUGGACCGGGACAUUGAGGGAUCUGCCAAGAGCUGGAAGAAGUUUGUGGAAUCGGAAUGUCCUGAGAAGGAGAAGUUCCCGCAGGAGUGGAAGAGCAAGACGGCCCUGCAGCGCCUCUGCAUGAUGAGGGUCAUGCGGCCGGACCGGAUGACCUAUGCCAUGAGGCAUUUUGUUGAGGAGACAUUAGGAAGCAAAUACGUGGUGGGAAGAGCAUUAGACUUUGCAACCUCACUUGAAGAAUCAGGACCAGCCUCCCCCAUAUUUUUCAUCCUGUCUCCAGGGGUGGACCCACUGAAGGAUGUGGAAAAUCAAGGUAAAAAGCUCGGAUACACCUUCAACAAUCGGAACUUCCACAACGUAUCUUUGGGGCAAGGACAGGAGGUGGUGGCUGAGGCCGCGCUGGAUCUCGCUGCGAAGAAAGGUCACUGGGUCAUUUUGCAGAACAUCCACCUGGUUGCCAAGUGGCUCAGCACGCUGGAGAAGAAGCUGGAGGAGCUCAGUGCAAGCAGCCACCCGGAGUUCAGGGUCUUCAUCAGUGCAGAGCCUGCGCCCGCCCCCGAGGGCCACAUCAUCCCCCAGGGCAUCCUGGAGAACUCCAUCAAGAUCACCAAUGAGCCUCCCACCGGCAUGCAUGCCAACCUGCACAAGGCCCUGGACAACUUCACUCAGGACACCCUGGAGACGUGCUCCCGGGACGCGGAGUUCAAGAGCAUCCUCUUUGCUCUCUGUUACUUCCACGCGGUGGUGGCGGAAAGACGAAAGUUCGGGCCGCAGGGGUGGAAUCGCUCCUACCCCUUCAACACUGGGGACCUCACCAUCUCGGUGCACGUGCUCUACAACUUCCUGGAGGCCAACGCCAAGGUCCCCUAUGAUGACUUGCGUUACCUCUUCGGAGAGAUCAUGUAUGGAGGCCAUAUCACCGAUGACUGGGACAGGAGACUCUGCAGGACGUAUCUGGAGGAAUUCAUUAAACCAGAAAUGCUUGAAGGAGAGCUGACUCUGGCCCCAGGGUUCCCACUCCCAGGCAACAUGGACUACAAUGGUUACCAUGAGUACAUUGAUGCCGAGCUGCCCCCCGAGUCACCAUACCUCUACGGCCUCCACCCCAAUGCGGAGAUCGGCUUCCUGACCCAGACCUCAGAGAAGCUCUUCCGCACGGUGCUGGAGCUGCAGCCGCGGGACAGCCACGUCGGGGACGGAGUGGCGGCCACGAGGGAAGAGAAGGUCAAGGCCCUUCUGGAGGAAAUACUGGAGCGGGUGACAGACGAGUUUAACAUCUCAGAGCUGAUGGCCAGGGUGGAGGAGCGCACCCCCUACAUCGUGGUUGCCUUGCAGGAGUGUGAGCGGAUGAACACACUCACCGGGGAGAUCCGGCGCUCGCUGAGGGAGCUGCACCUCGGCCUGAAGGGGGAGCUGACCAUGACCAGUGACAUGGAGAACUUAGAGAACAACCUAUACCUAGACACCGUGCCAGAGCCCUGGGCCAGACGAGCCUACCCUUCCACAGCAGGCCUGGCUGUCUGGUUUUUGGACCUCCUCAGCCGAAUCAAGGAGUUGGAGGCUUGGGUAGGUGACUUUGCAAUGCCCUCCACAGUGUGGCUGACAGGCUUCUUCAACCCCCAGUCCUUCCUGACCGCCAUAAUGCAGUCCAUGGCCCGCAAGAAUGAGUGGCCGCUGGACCAGAUGGCCCUGCAAUGUGACGUGACCAAGAAGAAUCGAGAGGACUUCAGAAGCCCUCCUCGGGAAGGAGUCUAUGUCCAUGGCCUCUUCAUGGAAGGUGCUCGCUGGGAUACACAGGCUGGGGUCAUUACAGAGGCCAAGCUCAAGGAUCUGACACCCCCCAUGCCUGUGAUGUUCAUCAAGGCCAUUCCUGCAGACAAGCAAGAUCGCCGCAGUGUCUACUCUUGUCCUGUAUACAAGACAUGUCAGCGGGGACCCACCUACGUAUGGACUUUCAACCUGAAGACCAAGGAGAACCCAUCCAAGUGGGUUCUGGCUGGAGUAGCUUUGCUUCUCCAGAUUUAG